Messenger RNA from Sesamum indicum (sesame), 3860 nucleotides. RefSeq lists its product as uncharacterized. Gene Ontology annotation, cellular component: cytoplasm. Lineage: Eukaryota; Viridiplantae; Streptophyta; Magnoliopsida; Lamiales; Pedaliaceae. Gene Ontology annotation, molecular function: protein binding. The record is from RefSeq and is a predicted model, not a curated record.
UCAAUGAUGAAUCCCCACAUUUUCACACACAACACUCACUAGCCAUAGCCAUAGCCAUGGCUCCCUCCCCUCCAAUCCCGCCCAAACCCCCUUUCCCAAACCCCAAUUAACCGUUCGGGGACUCUAACCCUAGGUUUUUUCUCUUUUCUUUUUUCUUUUUUUUUUGGUUAUGGCGAUAGUCACGGGUGAUAGAUAUCUCGAAUCACUCGUAAAGUUCGUGGAAGAUCAGGCGGAGAGAUUAAUUGAAGGGACGCUGGUGUUGAAAUUGAAUCCCGUGGGUUUGCGGUACGUGCAAUCCAGGUUUGAAGCGUUGGAGGAGCUAGAAAGCUUGUUGGCCGGAGCUCCGGUGGAUUAUUUGCGGGCUUAUGUUUCGGAUUUGGGUGACCAUCGCGCGCUCGAGCAGUUAAGGAGAAUUCUUCGCCUGCUUCCGUCGUUGAAAGUGGUUUCUGUGCUGCCGUCACCGGGGAGGGAUCCAACCCCGCUAUUCUUGCUUCCGUUUGGGAGGUUGAAGGUUUUGGAGCUCCGUGGAUGUGAUUUGUCCACAUCUGCGGCGAAGGGGUUGCUUGAGUUGAGGUUUACGCUUGAGAAAUUGAUAUGCCAUAACUCAACUGAUGCACUGCGACAUGUGUUUGCAAGUAGAAUUGCGGAUAUAAAGGAUUCUCCCCCGUGGAACCGCCUGUCUUUUGUGUCAUGUCCGUGUAACAGCUUGGUUCUUAUGGAUGAGUCUUUACAGCUGCUUCCUGCGGUGGAAACCCUUGAUCUUAGCAGGAAUAAGUUUGCAAAGGUAGAUAAUCUCAGGAGGUGCACCAAAUUGAAGCACGUGGACUUGGGAUUUAAUAACCUGAGAACUAUUGCAUCUUUUACUCAGGUGUCCUGUCAGAUUGUUAAGCUUGUGCUGAGGAACAAUGCUUUAACUUCUUUGCAUGGCAUUGAAAAAUUAAAAUCAUUGCAAGGGCUCGAUCUUUCGUACAAUAUUAUUUCAAACUUCUCCGAGAUAGAGAUCCUUGCUGGCCUUCCAUCUCUUCUGAACUUAUGGUUAGAAGGAAAUCCACUUUGCUACGCAAGAUGGUUUCGUGCCCAAGUUUUUAGCCUUUUUCCUCAUCCAGAAAGACUUAAGUUGGACGAGAAGGAAAUAUCCAAAAGUGAGUAUUGGGAGCGGCAAAUCAUAAUUGCAAGCAGACAGAAGCAGCCUGCAAGCUUUGGAUUUUAUUCACCUGUCCAAGAUGAUGCUGAUGUAGGUCGAACCAUAAAUACAAAAAGGAAGCGAAUCUCUCGUCUUGUCAAUAUUGAGAAUGAAGAGCAGAGCACAUAUAUUUGUUCUGACCAAGAUUCACUGUCAUGUGAUAAUGAGAAUCAAGACAAAGAUGAGAAUGUCAAUGCACAUGAAGCUGAAAUAGAAGAUUUGAUGCACAGAAUUGAAUUAAUGAAGAAAGAUCACUCUGUUCUGUGGUUGCAGGAAUUUAAAGAAUGGAUGAGUCAAACAUCUGAAAAUUUUGUUGAUGGUAAUAAAUUUAGGAGUACCAUCUUACAUAAUAAUCAAGAGUUUGGUUUGAAUAGUGAGGCAAAGGAUGAGGACUUUGCUGAGACCUCAAGGCACAUUUUUGACUCUUUUCAGCUUUCUGGAGAUGAUAGUAGCACAAUGAUUCUAGAAUCUGAGACCUCCUUUGCAGAUACAUCUACUGUUGUAAGUGGCCAGCAGUACUUUGAUCAAAUUGGUGAAGCAGCUCCAAGAUUUUUCAUGGGGCAUGCUGGUGCAGACAGAUCUGUUUCCAAAGAUGUUUAUGUGAAUCAGGAAGAGUUGAGAUUAUCGAAUAAUCAAGGUAGUGCGACUGUAGAUGCUGGAAAGUUGCGGUUUAAUUCCCUUGCAGUCGUCAGAGGGGAUAAUGCAAGCACCGAGAAUGCAAUGUCUGCUUCAACUGCAAUAAAUGACAUCAUGAGUUCCCAUUCAUCAUCAGCACGCCUGGGAUCUCCGCCUCAUUAUCAAGAGGACGUUUUACAUCGACGCCAAAACCUAGAAGAAGAAUUUCUGCAGCUAUCUGCUGAAUCUUUCUCAGUGGCAUCCUCUGAUAGCAAUACAAGUUGUAGUGAAGAUGAUUCUGCCGAAUUUGGCCCUUCAGGAAAUCAUGUUGAUCAAUGUCUUAUUGACGAUUCAGCUGAAAGGAGUCAUAGUGGUUUUCUGGUAGCUUCUUAUCAAGAUGAUGCUUGUGAUGUAUAUCACGACACAAUUUCAUCAUUGAAGCAGAAUGGGACACAUACAUCAAGUCCUUGUGCUGAAGGGAAUGUUAAUACCAAUGGUAGAGAACUGAAAAGCUCUGCCCUUGCUGGCAGAGGUAGUUCCUCUCGCUGUGUGCAUGAUGAUAAAAUUUUAGGACUUGUUAAGGGAAAAAGUGAUUGGCUGGAGCAGAGAAAAUGUGUAAAGAAGCCCACAAGAAGAAUGAUCUCCUUACCGGAGGAUGAUGAUGCACAUGGUGACACCGACUCAUCAAAGAACUCCAGUGGACCUGUAGAGACCUGCAGAUGCGAGGUGAUAAAUGAAGGUCAAGAUAUCUGUUGCUCAGGUGACUUUUGGAAAUCCACUCCAGCUAGAAACAAUGGAGACAGUGCUGGCCCCGCUGUACUUGGCCAGUGUUACAGGGAAACUGAUUCUGAGUUCAAUACAUCAAAUGAUGAAAAAGAUGAUUUUAUUGAGACUUAUUUCAAUUCUAAAGUGGCUCAUUCUGGGGUUAAUGAAACUUCUAGUCAAUACGUGCGAUGCAAUUGUCUGUUCGUUGAAAAACCAGGACAUAAAGAAAGGGAAGUAGCAGUUUUACGGAGCAGCGAACAGAAAUUGUACAUUUUACUUGUUCAUGCCUGUGAGGGGUCAGAAACUGCCUUGGAAAUGGUUGCUUGCCAUAGGGUUGGCGAUGUGAGAGAGGUUUUUGUUGGAUUAGGAUUUCAAAUCAUAAGGGUGUGCUUUGAAGGCAAUGCGACAUAUCUGCUCAUAACCAGGUCCAUGGAUAGAUCAAAAGAACUGCUUUGUGUAUUGGAUUUCUUUGAUCCAUCUGGGAUAAAAAAUACUUGCUCUAUAACAAGCUUGGAGCAGAUUCAGAUUAAUCUUUUCCAGGACCAUGUAUGCGGAGGUUCGAAGGUUAAUAUAUAUCAGUACUCUAUGGUGCUUUUCUGUCAGAAAAACUUUGAAGAGCAUUUGUGGCUGCCAAGAUCACUUUUUCUGCUCGAGGGGCACCUGCUUCUAUGCACUGAAGACUUCAUGCAGUUUGGUCCAUCUGAGAAUGCAUUUUCCCCAUGUUAUUUCCUACUGGAUUCAUGUUGCAAUGUUGUUGAUGUGUCUGAAAUGGCAAUUGACACUUCGGAUAGCCCGUGCGUUGCCUUAUCAUUUCGACGCACAUCAGAGUUCCGCCCUUCACAGAAAUGGUACAGAACUGAGCAUGCAUUUCCUAAAAGAAAGUGUGCUUCUGAUCCUGUAACAUGGAAGCUCAAGUGGUUCUCAAAAGAUAGCGUAUUCAAAUUCGUAGCCUUGCUGAAAGCAAUCCACGGUCAGGGGUCCACAUCGUCUUUUCUUGUAAGAUACGGAUCAUGAUUGCUCUUUUGCCCUUUCGGUUCCAUAUUCCUUUCAUUCUUUUGGUCUGGCUUAUUUCCUGGUUGUGUUUCUUUAGCUGUAAAUGUAACAUUUGCUAUUUGUAUUCGUUGAUUUGUGUCAUUCAAGAAGUUCUUGUGUAAAGAAGUGUACAGUGUACAGUUAAGUUGUUAAACAAAAUGUGAGUACAACCCAGCUUCAUUUGUACAGAGGCGUAACCCCAGUUAUGAAUAGAUCAUUUCAAUUUUUGGUGAGAAUGCACACUCAAGAAAUAGGUGUGCAUUAA